UGCCAUGUAAACAUUAUCAUUCUGUAGAUCUAUAAUAGCUACAUUGUAUAUAGGCUCAUAAAAUCUAGUCGAUACACUAUGGCCACCUCUCAUCGUCUUGUUUUUCUACUAGCUGUAGUUGUAGUUCUUGGAGGUGCAGGUGCUGACUACAUCUUGACUGUCCACCUCGCUGCUCUGCACAACCCAAGCCAGGUGCUUGUCAAUGAGGACUGUUGUGUGACACCCCCUGUCAACCAGAGCUCCUGCUCUUCCCCCUGCAACACUACCCUCAAAGUAUGUGUACGUGAAGAGGGACUUGACCCGGCAGACAAUAGCUGUCCCUUCACUGAGCUCAUUGUGGCUGCUCAAAGCAAUGGAGAAUGGAGGACUGUUCUUCCCGGAGCAUGGAUUGGAUCGCUACAAUUCCACAUCACAGUGAUCCACGACCUCACAGCCUCACUGGGACCUAUGUCACCAGGCGAUCCUGUCAUUGGUGACCUCAUUGACUUCAUCGUAAUUGAGCAGGUCCUCCUAUCCUCCACCAAUCCUCCUGCCCCUCUCGUUAACUAUACUGGACGGUUCAAUGUGGCCACAGCAGAGAUGGCCUUCAGUGUGGCUUGCACCUAUGACUUCUUUGGUGAGUCUUGUGACUUGCCUUGUCCCUCUGGCCGUAAUGAUAGCCUGGGGAGAUAUCGGUGUGAUGGCAAUGGCAGUCGAGCCUGUCUGGAGGGUUACAGAGAUAUUGAGACUAACUGCACCACUUGUAUCCCAUUGGACGGAUGCUCUGAAAUAGGAGGAGCUUGCACUUCUCCUGGUGAGUGUAUCUGUCGUCCUGGUUACAGUGGACGCACAUGCUCUGAGAAUGGCACUAAAUCUACUACAACUUCCUCCCCUUUACCAACACCUCUACCACCGUCUACAAUGCCCACAGUUCCCACUACUCCAACACGAGCAGAUGGAGUCAACCUUCUCCCAGUCACCAUUACCUCCACUUCUCGUGUAGUCUUCUCUAGCAGUGCUCUGAUGGAUGGUACUUCUUUGAUGUCCUCCAUUGCACACACUCCUGUGAACAACUUCGUACAAGCCCUUAUAUCUUCCACUGCUAUCAGACUUGCUCCCUUGACCUCUACACCCACACCCGUCAACGUGAUACCCCCCACAGUCUCCCCUGCAAUCCCUAUUCUCCCCUCCCCCAGUCCUUCUAACGCACUCAGCAUUGUACUCGGCUCUAUCAUUGGUCCCCUGCUCAUGAUGAUUGCCAUAUCACUGAUCGUAUUUCUCAUAUCACUUACCCUAACUUCUUGGAAGAAACAGAAGAGCUCAGCAACCAAGGGAAGGGCUAAUGAUUUAUACACACAAAGAAACCAACCGGAGGACAACAUCCUGGUCAAUGUGGCUGCCAUUAGCAGCAGCCAGAGUCAUGGUGGCAGUCAUUCAGACCUUGGCCAUAGUCUAGCUGAGACUCUUCCUGACCCCACCUACACUACAUUCCUUGACGACAAUGGAGCCUUCACACACGAGACUCUUAUGGAGCAGGGGAUUGAUUCUGAUCGAAUAUCAGUUUUGGAAUUGGGAACACGUCGAAAACGCAACCUAACUGAACUUGAGGAGUCUAUUGAGUUGAGGUUUCAAGAUGCGGACUCAGGAGAGAUGAGCAUUGGAGGGGACCUGUUGGGCUCUAUACAGCAGUCACUGUCUCAAGUUGGGGGAUUCAGUAUCAAGCAUCUGUCAACCAACAAUGACCACUUGGAUAGUGUCGAUCUGGGCUCAGACUAUGCUCCUUCGUUCAUCUACACUGACAUGUUUGUGGAGGAGGACAACGGUGCAUUCCGGACUCCCUCUCUCUCCCUUGACUCGGAGCCAGCCUAGUAUGCAGAGUGUACGUACUCUGUGUAAUGUGGCAAACACUAUAAUUCUUCCUUGUUAUGUUGAACACCCAUUACUGAUCAUCCUGUUGUUGUAUCUUUGGACGCCUAUAAGAUUUGUACAGUCCAUUUUCAAUAAUAGCUAUCCCUUUAUUUAUGAGAUCAGUGAUAUAUAGAUUGUGCAAAAUGUUCCAUUCUCAAAUAAAUAAAAAGUAUGGGCUAGGGGCAAUUAUAUGGACUUCUUUUGAAAGCUAACUUGGGUAUAAUUAUAGCAGUACAUAUUCGGGUUAUUGUUUUUAUUCAUCUACAUGAUAUGUUCUGUAUAUACGCAAUUAGACUUGUUUGUUUUCUAGCUACUAAUUGGUUUGGUAUGAACCUUUAACACUGAGUUUGUAAUGUGAAACUUAUUGGUGGGUACUUGACAGGCUUGCAAGAAGAUACUAUAGGCCUAAAUUUAGGCAUUACAGCUCUCAAAUAGCAUAGUUCGCCCAACAUGAUCAGAUUCAGUUUUUCAUUCCUGGAAGUUCAAGUCUGUAGGAGACUAACCAUUCUGUAUCUUGUGGUGUUGGACUAUUCUUUGCUGCUGUAAAAAUGUCCACAGCAGCUUCUACUCUAUCAGUACUCCCAUCAAGGACAGUAGUCCAUCCUGAUACAGUGAGCACGUCACUAACUCCAACUACUACCACCCCUCUUCCUUUGUCCACUACUACAAGUGGAGGGUGGCCAACUGGAGGCGAUGAUGGUGGAGUCAUUGCUGGAGCUGUGAUGGCUAUUAUUAUUAUACUAGUUGUUACAGGAGUGAUAGCAACAACACUGCUCCUGAUUUUUAUGAAACGAAAAAAAAGACCAAAGCCAACAAAUGGCCCCCUCUGGUACAUCAAAACCAGCCCCAGAGCCCGCAGACAGAGAGUGUCUUCAUACAUGAGUGAUGUACCAAAAGGUAUCAUACUAAAUUCUAGUACCGAUAUGUUUGUAUGCUUAUCUUCUCUGUGCAGACGAAGUUAGUAAGUGUGUGACUCCAGACUUCCUAGUGGUCAGGCAUAAGAACCACAAGUCUACUGUGCCCAAUGGAGAUCACUUCUUCACUCCUCAAACCGGCUUACAUGGGAACACAUCAAUAAAGCCCUCAGCCCAACGAUGGUCGGAACGAAGCAGUGUCUACCCAACUGCAGACCACUCAACAACCCGUGAUAGUACGCCCCCACUGAGCAACGACGAUGCCACUCUCCCCAGACAUAUUCGCUCCUCCAGUACAGACACUGAUUCUAUUCAUCCGUUUGAGAACCUAUCAACAGCUACCUCAUCUCUCUCUCGUCCUGGGAAGAGUGUAAAGGUCUACCAGAUGCCAUUCUUUGAAGACGACAAUAUCAUACCAGCUAUUAAUGCUGCAGCUGCAAUGGAGGAAAGAGAACAGAACAGAAAAGAGGAAGAAGAGACAAUCAAACUGACUAGAAGUUCAAAAUCUCUCUGAUUGUACAUAAUUUUAUAAAAAAAGUGUUAAUGUUUGCAAAAAAGAU
Messenger RNA from Halichondria panicea, 3361 nucleotides. RefSeq lists its product as uncharacterized. Gene Ontology annotation, biological process: multicellular organism development; cell communication; Notch signaling pathway. The transcript is spliced from 14 exons. The record is from RefSeq and is a predicted model, not a curated record. Lineage: Eukaryota; Metazoa; Porifera; Demospongiae; Suberitida; Halichondriidae. Gene Ontology annotation, cellular component: membrane. Bases 79 to 1848 code for a protein of 589 amino acids.